Molecule: messenger RNA, 1247 nt
Organism: Protobothrops mucrosquamatus (brown spotted pit viper)
Lineage: Eukaryota; Metazoa; Chordata; Lepidosauria; Squamata; Viperidae
Gene: MRPS6
Product: mitochondrial ribosomal protein S6
Exons: 3
Coding region: 190-552 (120 amino acids)
Biological process (GO): translation
Cellular component (GO): mitochondrial small ribosomal subunit; ribosome
Molecular function (GO): small ribosomal subunit rRNA binding; structural constituent of ribosome
Source: RefSeq, a predicted model, not a curated record
GGGAAGAAUAGCACCGCCUGACGCAAGCAAAGAGGCGGACCCGCCGGGUGCGCAUAGCACCGACCUCUUUUAAACACCCGCCGCCUGCUCGUUACAGCUGGGGACGAGGGAGGCGUCGGAUCUACGCUCCGUGCUUGCACCGCACUCCCCUUGUCUGGUGGGGGCCGAGCUGCUCCUCUUUCGCCAAAGAUGCCCCGUUAUGAGUUGGCUUUGAUCCUGAAAACCAUGCAGAGGCCAGAGACAGCUGCAACACUGAGACGCACAGUGGAAGCUUUGCUGGAAAGGGGAGCAGUGGUGAGGAAUUUGGAAAACUUGGGAGAAAGAAUGCUGCCGUAUAAGAUAAUAAAGCAUGAUGAGCAUCACAACAGAGGAGGGUAUUUUUUGGUAAACUUUGAUUCUUCUCCAACAAUAAUUAUGAAUCUAUUGGACCAUUUAAAACGGGACAUUGAUAUAAUCAGGCCUAGUAUUUUAAGACAACGUACAGAGCGGACCGAAGAAUGUAUAGGCAUAAUUCCAGUCAAUUAUGUAGAAGAACUACAGAAGAAGAAAUAACCAAAAGUGAUGAUAAUACUAUUACCAUUAAUUCAAACUUUAUCAUAAGCAUGUGUGAGAUGAGGUAUGAUGUUUCAACCUAGUUUAAGUUUUGGCUACUUUAAAGGCAAUAACCUCCACUCUUGUUUUUUGUUUUACAAUUUGUUAUUGUAAAAAUCAGAGAGCUUCCCCCCCCCCUUAUUGCUUCUCUUAUUUAAAUCUGGUCUGCCCUAAAAAGCUAAUCCUAAUAUUUUAUAGAAUCUGUUCCCAAAUAAACAGUUUUAAAAGCAAUUUGUAUCAUUUAGAUAUGGCACUCAUAAAAACUGUAAAACGUUGAAUGAAAUUGUUGAGAAUUACAAUAAAAUGUUCAAAAAUUGGUUUUAUAGACCAAUGGACGUAGUCUAUUCUCUGGCAUAUUGUUUCCAUUUAGCACAGCUAAAAUCUAAUGAGUUUGAGUUCAUGAAAGUUAAGAAAACUAUAUAGCUUUUAAAAAUCCUAACAGUCUUGAACGUAAUUUUUGUUUUCAAAAUAAGGGAAGAUCCUAUCUUGUUAUUAUAUUAUAUUCUUAAAUGUAAUCUCUAUGGACAUCUUGUUUUCUUGCUACAAUAAGUACAUAGCAUUGAUAGUUGAAUCAGUUUCAUCAUCUUACCAGCUUUAAAUGCAUUCUCUGUGAAUGAAUUGAUUAAAUAAAGUUGUGGCAAUUGCCUCAUUUUAUU